This is a messenger RNA of Solea senegalensis (Senegalese sole), 3153 nucleotides long. RefSeq names its product golgin subfamily A member 6-like protein 22. The record is from RefSeq and is a predicted model, not a curated record. Lineage: Eukaryota; Metazoa; Chordata; Actinopteri; Pleuronectiformes; Soleidae. Gene Ontology annotation, cellular component: membrane; sarcoplasmic reticulum. The coding region runs from base 400 to 3153 and encodes 917 amino acids. Gene Ontology annotation, molecular function: signaling receptor binding. The transcript has 15 exons.
GGGGGGAUUUUUUGUUUAUUCACCCAGCCCUGCGCUUAGCUUGGCUCUUUCCUCCCCUGCAUUGCUUUUCUUUGCCCCACCAUCCCCAGACCCCCGUCUGCAAUGCUGCCUCACUGGCAGCUCCAAAUUCCCCAAAACCUCUAAACUUACAAUCGAUAUUUACUUCUUUUUUUUUCUUUCUUUCGUUGGAGCAGUUUCACAUGUGGAUUCCAUGGAUCAGGACACACGCCCGUGAUCAUUAAACAGAAAUGGAGUAAUUUACUGACUAUUCUUUUUUUUUUUUUUAACUGACAAGUGGAAACUGAUUGGAUUUAAAGUGAAGCUUUGAUUUUUUUGGGUCAGUUCUGCAUGAGGAGGCUUCGCUCCCAACUCAAAGGAUUUUACCUGAAAUAGUUCACCAUGGCUGAAGCAGCACCUCCACAGACGAGCUCUCUCAGGUCCAAAGGUCUGGGCCUCCUCCGAAAGCUCAAAGUGUCUGUGGAGCUGUUGAUGGCACUGGCCGCUCUGCUCUCCUGGGUGGUCAUAGGAGUGGUGAUGUUCGACUUUGUGGAGUACAAGGCAGUUCCAGAUAUUCAGCAGAUCAUCUCUGACCCUGUGAAAGCCGUAAACGACGCCGUCGAUGAAGCCUCCAGCCUGCUCAAUAAGUUUCAAGAAUGUGCACCUGAUCUGAGUGACCCCAGGUCCACGGCCGCUUACGUAGCAGAGGAAAUAUCGGACGCAAAAGAUGGAGUCGUUGGAUACUUCUCCGACGAGGAGGGAAACUUCUACCUCAGCUACGUCGACCCCGUCGUGGUUGGUAGACAGGCCUUCCAUUCAACGGACGACUUCGUGUGUGGAGCGAUGGCUUCGUUCAGGGACACAGUGUGCGCUGUUGUAGACACUUUACUGGACACUGUACGGAAGAUAAAUAAAGGAAAAGUUGACCUAAGCUACAUUGACCCUGUGGCCGCAGGCAGAGGUUUCUUCACUGCUACUAAUGAAUUUAUCAGUGGAGUGGUGGACUACGUCCAGAAUGUACUCUGUGCCGCUCUGGACUCUGUUCUGGAAGUAGUGAAAGGAACCGCUGACAUCACUUUCAUGGAUCCCGUGUCCAUUGGCAGAAAUGUCUUCAGCGCCACAAAUGACAGCGUGAGCGGAGCAGUGGGCUACGUCCAGGAAAUACUCUGUGCCAUCCUGGACACUUCACUGGAUAUAAUAAAAGGAACCGUUGACAUGAGCUCCGUCGACCCCGUGGUCGUGGGCAGAAACGCCUUCAGUGUCGUGAAUGACUCUGUGAGCGGAGCGGCAGGAUACGUCCAGGACGUGCUCUGUGCCAUCCUGGACGUGAUACUCAACACAUUAAACGAGAUCCAGAAUGCUGUGGGAUUCAGUCCCGUAUCGGUUCUGAAGAGAACAGCAGAAGUCACCACAGAACAGAUCAGCGCGCUCGUCGGCUACGUUUCUUCACCACUGACCGGCGAUCAAGGGAUCAUGCCAGAAGUCUCCAUUGACCCCAUGAAAGUUAUCGAAGACGCCGUGCUGGAGUUCUCAGACAAGAAGGAUCUGUUCCUGGCUUACAUGACAAGCAUGCUUGUUGGUGAGCAAGGGGAACCUGUUGCCACACCUGUGGUGAAUAUAGUGACUGAAGAAGGUGAAACCGUAGCUUCUCCGGCGGAUAUAACUUUGGUGAGAAAAAAAGGGGAAUUCCUGCCACCGAUGGAAAAAGUUCCCAAAGAGGCAAGGGAAAUACAAGAAGAAGUUAAAGAAACCAUCAUUAAAGAUAAAGAUGAAAUGAAAAAGCUCCCCAAGGAAGAGAUAAAAGUCAAGAAAACACCAAAAGAAGAGGAGGAAGUUAAGGAGCCACCCAAAGAAAAAGUGACGAAACCUUCCAUCGACACAAAAGAAGUAAAGAAACUCCUCAAAGAGAAAGUUAGGAGACUUCUCAAAGAGAAAGAUGCCAAGAAACCAUCUGAAGAAGAGAAAGAAGUCAAAGAACCUCCAAAAGAGGUGAAAAAAAUCCCAAAACUGAAGGCAAAAGUCAAGAAACUACUUAAAGAAAAGAAAGAAGUCAAACAGCCCCAAAAAGAACAAAAGGAAGAGGGGGAGGUCAAGAAACAACUGAAAGAAAAGACAGACAUCCAAAUAUCUUCCAAAGAAAAGACGAAGGUUAAGAGGCUCCCUAAAAAAGAGAAAGAAAUCAAGAAACCACUUAUAGAAGAGAAAGGGGUUAAGAUACCAUCUAAGAAAGAGGAAGAAGAAAGAAGAUCACCUAAAGAAGAUACAAAAGUAAAGAAAUAUCUUAAAAAAGAAAGAGCAAAGAAAGCACCCAAAGAAGAACAGGAACUCAAGAAACCACUCAAAGAAAAGAAAGAGGUCAAGAUAUCACCAAAAGGAGAAAUAAAGGCCAAGAAACAACUUCAAGAUGUGAAAGAAGUCAAGAAACAACUUCAAGAUUUCAUUAAACAACUCAAAGACAAGAAAGACCUGAAGAAGCCAUCCAAAGAGAAGGAGGUGGAGGAACCUCCAAAAGUAGAAAAAGAGGCAAAGAAGCUUUCCAAUGAGGAUGAAAAGAUUAAGAUACCACCCACAGACGAGAAAGAAGUCAAGAAACCAUCUAAAGAAGAGAAAGAGGUGAAGGACCAACCCAAAGAAGAGAAAAGGGUCAAGCCUACUAAAGAAAAGCAAGACGUCAAGAAACCAUCCAAAGAAGAGAAAAAGGUGAAGCCCAUUGAGAAAGAAGUCAAGAAGCAACCCAAAGAUGAAAAAGAGGUAAAGCCUCCCAAAGCAGAAAAACAAGUGCAGAAGCCCUCAGAGGAAAAAGAGGUUAAAAUACCACACAAAGAAGAGAAAGUAGUCAAGAAACCAACUACAGAGAAAAAGGUAGAGAAGCCUGCAGAAGAAGAAAAAGAGGUUAAAAUACCACACACAAAAGAGAAAGAAGUCAAGAAACCAUCCAAAGAAGAGAAAGAGGUGAAGCCUACCAAAGAAAAGAAAGAAGUUGAGAAACCACAUAAAGAAGAGAAAGAGGUGAAACCUACCAAAGAAAAGAAAGAAGCCAAGAAACCAUCUAAAGAAGAGAAAGAGGUGAAGCCUACCAAAGAAAAGAAAGAUGUUGAGAAACUACCUACAGAAGAGAAAAGAGUGAAACCUACCAAAGAAAAGAAAGAAGUUUAG